UCCGAUGAAAUUUUCUUUUACAAUCAUCAUUGUCAUCUGUUGGUCUAUGCCGUCCAUAGCCAAUGACGUAUCUUUGGAAUUUCCCAGUUAUGUCAAUGAGUCACUUGAAAUUGGAUAUCUAUGCAAGAAUGAAAUGAUUUCUUUAAACUUUUCUAACGGAUUGAUCAUCUCUAUUGAUCAAAAUUUUAUUAGUAGUCCUUUGAUUACUUGUCUCAACUUCGCCGGCACUCAUAUCCAAAACAUCAGGAAGGGCGCCUUCGACAAACUUCCUAAUUUGACUCAACUAAUUUUUUCAAACAAUGAUAUCGACUUGAACAAACUCUUCGACUUUGGAGGUCACGAAAACUUAAAGAUUCUUAUUCUGGAUAGUGUAAUUAAGAAUAAUGUUCCCAUAUCAUCUGCAGUUAUUUCCGGAGAAUACCCUAAUUUAGAAAUCUUAUCUGUUCGUAAAAACCUCAUCAAUGACUUAAAAAUUAUUACAGAAACUCAAGUCUCUAAAUCCAAUUUCGAUAUAUUAAGGUCACCUUCGCAAGUUAUACAAAAUAUUCCAUUCCCGAAAUUGAAGAUCCUAGAUCUUUCCGACAACCGCAUAACAGAUACCAAUUUUAUGGAGCUAUUGCCAAACAGUUUAUACUUUCUUGACCUCCAUGGUAACUCGUUCACUUCUUUUGCCUUUGAUAAAAAACAAGUAAACUUGUUGGCACUAAACUUGGAUAAGAACAAUCUGAAAUCUGUGAAGAAGUACAAUGAUUCGCGUGAUUUAUCUGAUUCAUACGAUCAACAUAAUCAACAGUAUAAUUAUAAUCAAUAUCAAUAUACUCAAGAUCCAUAUAAUCAGUAUAAUUUACGUAAUCCGCAUAAUUUUGGUCUCGUGAUGGCCGGCCUGGAAAAUCUACAUUAUCUUUCCAUUUCCGGAAACGAAAUUAAUCGUAUUGAAUCAAACGCUUUCGAGGACACUAACAAGUUAGUUUAUUUGAACUUAUCCAUAAAUAAAAUAACUCAUUUGCAUUCAGAGACAUUUGAAAAAUUGCAGUCUUUGAAAUCGCUCGAUUUAAGCCUUAACAAGCUCGAGAACGUUCCGCAAAUCUCAAGUGAAGUACUUAGCAUUUUGUCUCUUAAUUGUAACAAUAUCACUAAGAAUCUAACUAUAAACAGUUUCGCAAAAAUGCCGAAGUUGACGAAAUUGUUAUUGGCAGGAAAUCAGAUCGACGAAAUUAAUGCUCAAACAUUCGCUCAUCUUUCGCUUUUAGAAAUGUUAGAUCUAUCGAGGAACAAAUUGAGUUUUCUACCGGAAGAAUUAAGUAAAUCUUUAACAUCAUUAAAAUAUUUGAACGUGGAAAGUAAUCAAUUUACUUCGUUAGAGUCUUUAUCCCUGACAAGUAUGUUACCAUUGAUGGAGGUGUAUCUGGCGAUGAAUCCACUGGAAUAUUUAGAUGUUAGCUACUUCCAGAACUUGCCACAGAAUCUUACCGUAAAUUUAGUACAGGGAUCGGAUUUUUCAUACUGGAAUUCCGAUAAAUGCGGGCCGAGAAAAUAAUUUCUUAUCAUCAUUAUUAUAAUUAUUAAUAGUCAUUUAUAUUGGUAAUUUUUAUUAGUUAUUAAAUACCAGUUAAUCAUGUUAUAUGAUUUUUAUAAUUACGGAUAGCAUAUGUAAUACAGUAAUAAAUGGAAUAACAUAUAUGUAAGCAGAUAAAAAAUAAAAUAAAAUAAUAUAAAAAAAAAA
Messenger RNA from Formica exsecta, 1723 nucleotides. RefSeq names its product leucine-rich repeat-containing G-protein coupled receptor 5-like. The transcript has 2 exons. The coding region runs from base 5 to 1537 and encodes 510 amino acids. The record is from RefSeq and is a predicted model, not a curated record. Gene Ontology annotation, molecular function: protein binding. Lineage: Eukaryota; Metazoa; Arthropoda; Insecta; Hymenoptera; Formicidae. Gene Ontology annotation, cellular component: plasma membrane.